AUGGCCAAGCUGGCUCGUACACAAGCCCUAGUGUCGACACUGUUUAGGAUAGUCACAUAUCUCUUCCUUCGGGUGGCACCCCAUCAUCUGUUCAGAAAUUCCAUAGCUACUCUAUAUCCUGUUUAUCUAGUCCUCUUCUACCUUCAACCCUAUCCUGCAACUAGUCGCGUAGCGGAGACGCCAAAAAAGGAGACUGUCUCUGACCUUAAGCCGGAAACCGAAGCUUCAACAGAUACUGUAGCACCUAUCAAGGUAUUACCGGUCUCGGAGGUGCCGCAAUCCUCAAGCAGCCCUCUAUUCGCGCUUAUAUUCUCGCUGCCAACAUCGAGUCGUUCCUUACGCAUCGUCAACCUUAUAAUCAACACUCUGCUAUUCACAGCUGCCACAGACCUUCUCCUGUACCCCUACUUUGACGAUGCUCGAGAUGUAGUCUUUUCACGAGUGGGGGCAGUCUAUUCCGAUGCAGCCAAGAUUGUGGUCCGCUAUCCUGGCGUCGAUUCUACAUCGCGCAUGGUCCAGAUCUCAUGGAGGCAGGUCACCAGUCCGGAGUUCACAAGCGAUGAGUUUUGGAAGGAGGGACCCGCAGCAAAUUUGACCGCGGAAAAUGAUUGGGUUGCGACUGUCAAGUUAACUGGCCUCUGGCCUAGCACCGAGUAUGAAUACCAGCUUGAGGAUACAAACGGGACGGUACUUCCAUAUCCUACAGCUCCAAUUCGAUUCCACACGUUCCCCGACUCACUGUUACAUAGCGGUUCUCACUUCCGUUUCGUCGCUUCAUCUUGUCUGAUCCCAAAUUAUCCAUAUGUACCAUUUCAUGGCCGUAGAAUCCGCGGGUUUGACUUACUUGCAGACUACUUGUGGCCUGCAGUGCAGGAGACUGAUUUGGCAGAAACGAUUUCUUCUGCGACAACGGGGACAACUGAUCCUGUUGAAUCCGGGUCGACAGAGAUACCUUCCUCAUCAGUGCUAGAAUCACCUUCACCGACGCACAAUCACCCGGUUGUCGCGACGGAACCCGGUUUGUCAACAAAACCGAAGCCACCAACUGAGUUCAUGCUCAUGUUGGGCGACUUCAUAUAUGCGGAUGUGCCAUGGUAUUUUGGAGACGAUAAAGAGGCAUAUCGCCGUCUGUAUAGGAGAAAUUAUCAGAGCGACAGUUUCAGGAGAGUGUACGAGCAUCUACCAAUAUUCCACCUUUAUGAUGAUCACGAGAUCAUCAAUAACUUCGCAGGGUAUGGCAACGACUCAGCUCCCCCAUUCCCGAGUGCGAACGAUGCCUACACGCUCUAUAAUGCCCAAUCAAAUCAUGAUUCUGCUGGGGAGAGUCAAAACUACUACGAAUUCCAAUACGGCGAUGCUGCAUUCUUCGUCAUGGACACGCGGCGAUAUCGAUCGGUCAUUGAAGUCACCGAUGAGGCUAGCCGCACUAUGCUGGGCGACAAGCAGUUGGGUGCUCUGUAUGACUGGCUGGGAAGGGUGAAUAACACGGCGACCUUCAAGUUCCUUGUUUCUUCAGUGCCAUUCACUUCGCUAUGGACGCACGAGGGUCAGAUCGAUACUUGGGCUGCAUUCGUUUACGAGAAGAGCGCAUUACUCAGUGCUCUCCACUCCGUGCCCAACGUCAUCGUGAUUUCUGGCGACCGGCAUGAAUUCGGCGCGAUUGAAUUCACGGGCGAGGAUCCGAGCUUCUCGGUGCUCGAGGUAUCGACGAGCCCACUGAGCAUGUUUUAUGUACCUCUCAUCCGUACGCUGAAUAUGCGAAGUGAAGGCACGGUGUUAAAGAAGCGCGAAGUUGUGCAGACUGCCGAAAACGGGACAAAGGAAGUUGUCACCGUUAUGGAAGAGGUACCCCAGGAGAAGGUGAUCAAGUAUCUCCCACUAGGAUAUCAUAAGUGGUCCUCUUUUGAGGUGGACACGCGGAACCCAGAGCAUCCUUUUCUGAGAUUAGAAGUGAUGAUUGAGGGAUCACCAGCAUACCACAUGGAGAUACGUGGACAUCCGGUCAGACUACAAACCUCGACAUCUAUAGGGACGUAUAUGCCACAGACUCUCAAAGGAGUCCUCGACAAAAUUGGGUUGCGACCUAGCCUUUGGUUCUAA
Messenger RNA from Fibroporia radiculosa, 2100 nucleotides. RefSeq lists its product as uncharacterized. The transcript has 9 exons. Lineage: Eukaryota; Fungi; Basidiomycota; Agaricomycetes; Polyporales; Fibroporiaceae. The record is from RefSeq and is a predicted model, not a curated record. The coding region runs from base 1 to 2100 and encodes 699 amino acids.